Kwoniella botswanensis is the source of this 2244-nucleotide messenger RNA. RefSeq lists its product as uncharacterized. Lineage: Eukaryota; Fungi; Basidiomycota; Tremellomycetes; Tremellales; Cryptococcaceae. The coding region runs from base 1 to 2244 and encodes 747 amino acids. Gene Ontology annotation, cellular component: nucleus. Gene Ontology annotation, biological process: regulation of DNA-templated transcription. Gene Ontology annotation, molecular function: DNA-binding transcription factor activity, RNA polymerase II-specific; zinc ion binding; transcription cis-regulatory region binding. The record is from RefSeq and is a predicted model, not a curated record. The transcript is spliced from 7 exons.
AUGAACCCGACACCUGCCAAACGUGCUAGACGCACGUCUUCACCCUCUUCACCUACCGGAUCGACCUCAUCACUCCAACGGCAAAGGCCACCAACCGCAUCACCCUCACACCCCAUCUUACCCGCACCGAUACCGUCCAACCCACCAGGGAGCAGCGGUGGUGGUGGGUUCCCACCGUUUGCACCCGGACCUUCAGGAUGGCAGUCAAAUUGGAGAUCAGAUUCAAGACGAUCUUUUGAUGCUGGUUCACCCACUUCCACCACUUCACCCAGACUGCCUGGAGAUCCUGGUCAUCCGGAGGAACCUCAGAGUGUGAUCUUCACUAGAGAUGUGAAUAGUAGAGCACCGAGGAGUAUGAUGGCUUGUACGAGAUGCAGGAGGCAGAAGAUGAAAUGUGAUGGACCGAGUCAAGUGCCAUGUAGGGGAUGUCGACAAUCUGGACAACCAUGUAUCUUCGAACCUCGAUCAAGACCGAAAUCAAUAUCAGUCAUACCUUCUCGGCCACCUCCAUUUCACAUGUCCAGUGGUAGACCCGGUUCACCAGGAUUAGGAUUCUAUCCUGCUGGACCACAACCUGCUCCGCCCAUAACUUCGCGUGCUCCCCCGCUCGGAGCGGAAACUUAUGCAUUUCGACAAGCCAGAGAACCUAUGCCUCCUCCUCCUGCUACUUCCUUGGCGGCUCUCACCUCACCUUAUCAACCAUCAAGACACUCCCCACCACCUCCUAGUACUUCUGGUAGUAUCGUCGGAGGUCCGCCACCUCCACCACCUUCUCAAGCGAUAUAUCACCCACCUGUCAAUGUCGUUCAUCCUCCACCUUUUCCCACUUCUUCCAUGAUGGCCCAAGCUCAGUCUCAACCUCAUCCACCUGCACAUACCUCGACAUCGACCGACUCAAGAUUAAGACAUGUCGAAUCGUCCCUGAGGCAUUUACAGAGUUUACCAUUAGCUGUUUCGAACUUACAGUUAUCGAUCAAUUCCCUACAGAGACAUCUAAUGCCUAAAAGGAGUGUACCUGUGUUAGAAGCUACGUGGGAAAGUUAUCGAACGAGAGCAUGGCCUUUGACACCUUGGUUAGUAGGAUUAAGGGAUUCAGAAGGAUUACCAGGUAUGGUCGUUGACCUACUUGGAAGGAGGACGGUCAUUGAAAGAGAUGAAAUGAGGAAAAGGGAAUGCGAAGGUCUGUUAGUUGACGUUACGGCUGAGGUGGGUAGAUUGGUGGGUGAGAGAAGUGAUUGGUCAAGAGAGGAGAUUAGAUCUUUAGGUGUCUUGGCGACAUGGAUCAAUGAUCCUACGUAUUCUGCUAUUUCUAUUGCACAAGCUAGAUCAGCGGGAUUAGAUAGGUUGUUUGCAGUGAGGAAGACACACGAUGAUUGGCGAGAAUGGAUUUAUCUGGUUAUUAUGGAUCACCUAUGUCAUAUACCCAACUUGUUACCGCCUGUAACUCGAGAUCCAUUAGCUGUAGCAUGGAGGGAAAAGCUAUCAGUGUCUCCUGCGAGUGAUUUGGCAGUGAGAGAUAGGGAUUCAAAGCUAUUAGCUUGGUUAGAAUACUCUGAACUAUUAGCUGAACUGCAGCAACUUCAGAAUACCGCGCGAACUGCACCUCUACCUUCUGAAAAUCCCACAGAAGAGAUCAUACUGGAAGACAGGAAGAAGCGAGCCAUGGACCCUUGGAGGAAGCUUUCGGGUAGGAUAGAUAUAUGGUCAAGGACUUGGGCAGUUAGCACUGAUCCAAUAUUAUCACUCUAUCAUAAUUAUGUCAUACUAUUCGCCUGUUCUGCAGCUUUCUUGGCGGAUGAGAGGAUAUGGCAAGAAUUGGCAGAUUCGAAAGAGGGUUAUUCGAUUAUGGAACGAGGUAGAGAUGCAGCCACGAAUGUGAUUCAAUCUAUCUGCUCGGUUGAGAUUGGACGGACCUUACCUUACUCGUUCGCAUUAUUCAGACCUUUAUUGGGCUUAUCAAUCAUCCAUCUCGUCUCACUGACCCUUACACCGUUACCUUCGACGUCUUCACCUCUGAUUGGACCUUCUCACCUUUUAAGCGUCCUUCGUCAAGCGUACGAUGCUAUCUUGACUCAUCAGCCUAUCGAUCGAAUACCAAUUCAGAUUACUUCCUCAUCUCAAACUUCCUCUGCACCCCCACCGUGCCUCUUGGCUGAGAUUGUGGAGAGUACAAGGGUGGAAAUUGCAAAGAGGUGGUUAGGCGUCGAGUUGAUCAAAGAAAGUUGGAGGAGGAUCGUUGGAUAA